GGAGCUUCGUUUCUCUUCAAUCCGAUCACAACAAGCAUUUUUUCACAGAGAGAAAAGAAAAGAAAACCAGAGAGAGACAAUGGCAGGAAUCGUGCACAAGAUUGGAGAGACCCUCAACCCAGGAGGCAACAAGAAAGAAGACCAGCAGCACCAGGGACAGCAGCACAGGGCCGGAGAUCAGUACAAUACCGGAGAUCAGUACCGUGGCGAGAACAGGGCUGGAGAUCAGUACAAGACCGGAGAUCAGUACCGUGGCGAGAACAGGGCCGGAGAUCAGUACCGUGGCGAGCAAAAGGCCGGAGAUCAGUACAGGCCUGAGCACCAGGGCGAGCGCAAGGAAGGGUUUGGAGAGAAGAUCAAGGACAAGCUCCAUGGCGGCGGCGAGGGCCAGGACGGAAAGAAGAAGAAGGAGAGGAAGAAACAUGGUGAAGGCCACGACGGCAGUAGCAGCGACAGCGACUAGAUGUCACAACUUGAAACAUCAUGCCUAGGUGGUGUACGUGGUCACUGAAGGAGUGAGAUCCUUCUCGAUGGAAAUAUAUAAAAUAAAAUCUUUGUAUCAUUUUCCUCUUACUAUUUAUAGUAUGAGUGUUCUUACCUAGCCUAGGCAAGCUCUGGAUGUAACACCCACUUUUUAUGAUGUAAUAAUAAUAUAAUAAUAUGUUUCUGUUUUAUUUA
Messenger RNA from Alnus glutinosa, 678 nucleotides. RefSeq names its product protein SRC1-like. Gene Ontology annotation, molecular function: metal ion binding. Bases 80 to 463 code for a protein of 127 amino acids. Lineage: Eukaryota; Viridiplantae; Streptophyta; Magnoliopsida; Fagales; Betulaceae. The transcript is spliced from 2 exons. The record is from RefSeq and is a predicted model, not a curated record.